AUGGCAGCUAAAACUUUACAAGUACUUUUCUUCUGCCUAAUUUGCUUGGCACAUGCAUUUCCCAUUUCCCAAGAAUUAGCAAUCAGCGAUAUUGGACUGCAAAGUGAAGUUCUUUAUAAAACUGAAACAGUUCCUGUUUUUGGUUUGGACAAAGUUCUGGCGAGGAAGAAACGUCAUUUGAUCCGGUACAAACAAUUAACCGAAGGAGACUACUAUGACUGA
Messenger RNA from Arctia plantaginis, 222 nucleotides. The record is from the annotation of a GenBank genome assembly. Lineage: Eukaryota; Metazoa; Arthropoda; Insecta; Lepidoptera; Erebidae.